GUCCAAACAAAAAAAAAUUGUAAGAAUCAGUCUUUUCUCUGCAAUUCCCUCAAAUGCCAAGCGAAGAUUAACGAAGCUUUAUAUUUCUUUUCCUACAUUUAAAACUCGGUCAGGGUGGGAACACAGUAGGAACGGAAAAUCGAAGAAAGAUCGGAGAAAAAUCGAAUAUGAAACUGACCCAAGCUGGAGUCGUCCUCCUUGCUUCCUUGCUUUUUCUCGUUUUCCCAUGAAUUUGUAAACGGUUCUGGGGUCUUGAUCCAGAUCCCCUCCACUCUGCGUAUCUUCCUCCUAGAUCAGUGUUAUGAGAUCGAUGUCCUCAUCAGCGGAAAAUACUUGCAUUUUAUUUUCCUCAAGAUGCUUUCAGGACUGUAGUACCAUGCGAUUCCCCAAUCUCCAGAGCAACAGUUUUUCGAGUUUAUCGUAGUAUUCCGUGCUCAAAUCGUAGCCUUUUUCUCUGGAUCCAAGUUGGGUACCUGUGAUUUUAACUUCUUUACAGUCCUUGUUGCCAUGAGUUCUGCUUCCGAUGUCGCAGCUUGCUCCUAUAGCCUUUAGCCGUUAUUGCAUUUAAACUGUACGAUAAAAAACCACACUCAAAACUUGCAAGUACGAUCUUCUUUGUGGGUGAUUCUAGCUUUAUCCUUCCAUAUGUAUAAAAGUAAGUUUUCACAUAUUCAACCGACUGAGUUCGAUUCUUGUCCAAGUUUUCUUGAGCAAAUAUUUUGAGGACGGUACAUGUGAGAAGGUCGAAUCCAGAGAAGCUUUCUCUUCAUGGGUUCGUGCAUUAGUACAGUAUCCAAUGCCGAGAUCGAUCUUCAUCGUGGUGUGAUUCCUGAGACGGAUCUUCAUCGUGCAGUGGUAAAGAAUGAUAUGAUUUGGUUAAUCUACAUUUCAUCCUUCACAGUGACUUCACAUCCUCGGACACAGGGUGGGAUCAUCGAAGCAGCGAAUUUGGUGUGCUUUUGCUUCAGUGAACUGGCAGCAGCCACAGGACACUUCAUUAAUGAGAAUGUGUUGGGUUCGGGAGAAUUCGGUGUUGUCUACAAAGGAUGGGUUGAUGAGCAUUCCCUAAAGGCUACAAGUCCAGAGAUGGGCAUGCCUAUUGCUGUAAAGAAGCUUAGAGAUGACAGUUGCCAGGGUCAACAAGAAUGGUUGACAGAAAUCAAAUACCUGGGGCACCUCUGUCAUCCAAAUCUUGUGAAAUUGAUGGGUUACUGCAUAGAGGACAAGAACCGGCUUCUAGUGUACGAGUUUAUGCCAAAUAGCAGCUUGGAUAGACAUCUAUUUGAAAGACAUUCUCCCGUUCAAACAAUCACUUGGCAUCACCGAAUAAAAGUUGCUCUCAACGUUGCUAAGGCUCUAGCAUUCCUCCAUCAUGAGGUAGACGCAAUACAUCGAGAUGUUAAGCCUUCUAAUAUCCUACUUGAUGCGAACUAUAAUGCUAAACUCAGUGAUUUUGGGUUGGCCAAGGAUGGGUCUGUGAACAGUAGAACCCAUGUCACAACAAGGGUCUUAGGUACUGAAGGGUAUUAUGCUCCUGAAUAUAUGGAGUCAGGUCAUCUAACAACAAAAUGCGAAGUAUAUAGCUUUGGGGUGGUUCUACUGGAGUUGUUAUGUGGCAGGCCAGCCAUAGACAUAAAUAGGCCGUACAAGGAAGCGAACUUAGUUCAGUGGGCGAGGCCUUCCCUUAGUCCACGCAAAAUUUUCCGGAUUCUUGAUGCUAGAUGUUUCAGCCCCUUUUUUUUAUCAGAAAGUGUACUAAAAACAGCAGAGUUAAUAUCACUGUGUGUGUCAUCAAAACCAAUGUCUAGACCAACCAUGAGAGAAGUGGUAGAAGCUUUGGGAAAAAUUCAAGAACUCAAUCGAAAUGUGAUAUCCAGGGCCUGAAAAGUAAGAUCACAACUCAAGCGGUGUCCCCAGUUAUAUUAGGAAAACAUCAAAUGAGGAUUGCAAUGAAUUUGAGGCCAUCAAAUUCUCCUGUUUGACAUAAGAGAGGAAAGUAAUUGGUUCUUAAUUUUAUGUAAGCCGAAGGGAUAUUAGGUCAUGUUUGGUACACUGUAAAUUACAUUACUUAUUUAAUUACUGUGUUUGGCAUUGGUUGGUAAAAAGUUUUUAUCGUAGCUAAAUGAAGAUCAGGCGUAUUUGUCAAUACAUGUACAGUUGUACUGACGUAAUUUCCAUUCCAUAGCAAAACGAAUUUCUUCCCAGAAUUUCUUCUCCUGCAAAUCCACAUUUCUUCAAUGUUUCACUCUCAUGGCUCCCAUUUCUCUUCUCCAUAGGAGCUCUAGGAUUUGGCAAAUUGAUUUUUUUUUUUAGGGACCUUUCUUUG
Messenger RNA from Manihot esculenta (cassava), 2326 nucleotides. RefSeq names its product probable serine/threonine-protein kinase PBL10. The record is from RefSeq and is a predicted model, not a curated record. The transcript has 6 exons. Gene Ontology annotation, molecular function: protein kinase activity; ATP binding. Gene Ontology annotation, biological process: protein phosphorylation. The coding region runs from base 769 to 1884 and encodes 371 amino acids. NCBI's taxonomy places the organism in Eukaryota, Viridiplantae, Streptophyta, Magnoliopsida, Malpighiales, Euphorbiaceae.